CUUGGCGGGGCUGGCCUCCGCAUGAGCAUCUCAGGCAUUCCAUCUAGACUUGGCCUGGCCCCACCUCCCUCAUCCCUCCCUGGCAUGAGGUAUCUGCCUUGCACCUGGUCUGGGUACCACCCGGAAGUCUGUGGGUGGGGAUGGGCAGGGCGCUGCCUCUUUAAGGUGACAUCACAAGGCUGUGGAAGGUGGGGCAGUCGUGGAACUCCAGUCUGGGCUGUUUCUGGGGUGUCGUGGCUCUGGAUUUCCAUCUCCAUGGGGCCACAGGCCCACACGUGAGCAAGAAGUCAUGGCCAUGGCUGAGGGGAACGAGCUGAUGAACAGGCUCAUGAGCGAGAACGCUGACCUGAAGAAGCAGGUGCGGCUCCUCAAGGAGAACCAGAUGCUGAAGCGCCUGCUCAGUGAGAGCUGCCCUGAGAGCUGUGGCCGUGGCAGCCAGGACCUCCUCUUCCCCAAGGCACCCGCCUACCCCGAGGACUGCUCCCCUGGGACUGCAGUUCCAGAUAUUGGAAGGUUCACCAGCAUCCCUGAGGCGCCCUCCCAGCUGCAGACAUCCUCCCUGGACGACCUGCUGUGCUCACACGCCCCCCUCUCCAAUGAGGAUAAUGCUUCUCCAGGCUGUGCAGCCUCGUCCCAGGGGUCCUUCAAGGCUUUCCUCAGCCCCCAGGAACUGCACCCCCCCCGUAGUGCUGACAGGAAGCUGUACCCACUCCUGAACUCCUUGCAGGAUCCACUGGUAGACAAGACACUGCUGGAGCCCAGGGAGAUGGUCCGGCCCAAGAAGGUGUGCUUCUCUGAGAGCAGCCUGCCCUCGGGGGACAGGACCAGGAGGAGCUACUACCUUAAUGAGAUCCACAGCUUCACCAAUGCAGAGAAGGACGGGCGCAUUGUUGGGGAGAUUGCCUUCCAGCUGGACCGGCGCAUCCUGGCCUAUGUCUUCCCUGGGGUAACCCGGCUGUAUGGCUUUACUGUGUCCAACAUCCCUGAGAAGAUCAAGCAGACAUCCACCAAGUCCCUGGAUGGAGCCGUGGACGAGAAGAAGCUUCGGGAGCUGACACACCGCUACCUGGUGCUGAUGGCGCGCCUGGAGAAGCUGGGUUACAACCGCGAUGUGCACCCCGUGUUCAGUGAGUUCCUCAUCAACACCUAUGGCAUCCUGAAGCAGCGGCCUGACCUGCGUGCUAACCCGCUGCACAGCAGCCCGGCCGCCCUGCGCAAGCUGGUCAUCGACAUCGUGCCCCCCAAGUUCCUGGGCGACUCGCUCCUGCUGCUCAACUGCCUGUGCGAGCUCUCCAAGGAGGACAGCAAGCCACUCUUCGCCUGGUGAACCCGCGCCCCAGCACCUGCCACGCCUUUACUGCAAUAAAUGUGUUUGUUCCAAACCCAGGGGCCGACGU
This is a messenger RNA of Miniopterus natalensis, 1397 nucleotides long. It is a transcript of the gene SPATC1L, whose product is annotated as spermatogenesis and centriole associated 1 like. Gene Ontology annotation, biological process: spermatogenesis. NCBI's taxonomy places the organism in Eukaryota, Metazoa, Chordata, Mammalia, Chiroptera, Miniopteridae. Gene Ontology annotation, molecular function: protein kinase A regulatory subunit binding. The record is from RefSeq and is a predicted model, not a curated record. Gene Ontology annotation, cellular component: centrosome; sperm head-tail coupling apparatus.